This is a messenger RNA of Macrobrachium nipponense, 2195 nucleotides long. Its product is annotated as large ribosomal subunit protein mL64-like. Lineage: Eukaryota; Metazoa; Arthropoda; Malacostraca; Decapoda; Palaemonidae. The coding region runs from base 293 to 1126 and encodes 277 amino acids. The transcript has 4 exons. The record is from RefSeq and is a predicted model, not a curated record. Gene Ontology annotation, cellular component: nucleus; mitochondrion.
UACCCAAGAGGUGGAAAUGAAAAUCAAAGAACGAAUAUACGACAAAUAUUUUACAUCAGUACUUUUUUUUCCGGUGUAAUAACAUAUACUAUGAAAGUGUGUAUAAAAUGAAUGAAGGUUCAUUUACUCAUAACGAACGCAACUAGUAAACACGUUUGUCCGGGACGUCUGCUUUCAGCCGAUUGACUAGAUAUAACAGAGUUAAUGUAUUAUAGACUUCUAGUGUAACAUUUAGCGCCACAAUUGCGCUGCAGAUUGGCAAUUUAACAUAAAUUAUAUUAAGCCUUGCACCAUGAGUCUGGCUACCCUUGUUAAAGGCUUGAGAAUACGGACAGUAGGCCUAGUUUCAGUACACGUUCGACAUUAUGCCGUCUCAGGAAAGCCAAUACCCAGUCAAGACCAGGACCAAAUUCAUGAAUUUGAAGACCAGAAAGAGGAGGAAGACACCGUUGAUAAGAUGCGUAACAAGUCUAGGCUAGGGCCGAGAGCUUACGGAAAAAUGCAUAAAUUGGCUCCCCAAUUAACAGAUGAUGAAAAACAAGUGUAUUCUCUGUGGCGGUUGCGAAAGCUAUAUGGAAAUUAUGGCUCUGCCAGUGAUGUCAAUGUUGGGUUACUAUGGCCCAGUAAGCAGGAGAUGGAACUACAGAAGGAAAAGGAAAGAGUGACAUAUCCUGAUGAUAUUUAUCGAAUGAUUGAGAUUGACAAGCUACAACGGAAGGAGGAGGAGGUUAAAAUACAGAAAAGACAGCAGGAGCUUGCUCUAAAAGUAACUAAACUAGAGGAUUGGAAAAGAGAAGUAAGAGAGCGUUAUCAAAAUAAAUUGAGGCUAGCUCAGGAGGCAAAAGCAAAAAAGGAAAAGGUAAUAGAAGAAAUACGGCAGAUGUUUGGCUACCGAAUUGAUCCUAAAGAUGACAAAUUCAAGGAAGCUCUUGAAAAGAAGGAGCAAGAAGAAAAGAAGGCAGCUAAAGCUGCCAAGAAAUUAAAGAAACAGCAAAAACUGAUUGCUGAGAUCCAUAAGAUGGCUGGUGAAGGGAAUGCAAGGAUAGAGGGGGACAAUACCAAUAGUAAGGAAGGAGGUGUUGAAACGGCUCCUAGUACGCACUCUUUUUCUGAAACCAAAUCAUAAGCUGAUUAUUGGACAUGCUACCAAGAUCAUUGUAAAAGAUACCUUCUCCAUUACUAGUGAGUUAUACUUGUACAGUUUCAUAAUAAAAUCUGGUUUACCAUGUAUGGUGUGAUGGCCUAAUAGUAUAUUUUUGAAGAUUGAAAUUUUUCUUAGGUAAUAGGUAAUAAACUUCAUAAAGGAGCAUACCUAAGUUAUGUGCAUUGUUUAAUGAAAUUGUGUUUAUUGAGUCUAUUGGUUAAGAACUUAUUCAAAUAAGUUCUUAAAUUAGUACAAAAUUUGAAGUAAACAUACAAUAUAGUGCUGCCAGUCAGCCUUUUACCCUUUUUGCCUUGAGAUACAUCAUCUUUAUUUAUCAAAAGAUGUAGUGUUCUGGGAGCUGGGCAGCUAUGUUUUGGCCGAGUGUUUAAUUAACCUUCAGCAUCUUGGAAGGUAAAGUACAAACCAUCUAAUUUAUUCCUUGGAUAUAUUCUCUUGUAACAGCACCUUGUCUAGGCCUAUUUUGCCCUUUACUGCUCCAGUGGAUCCAACCAGCCAUCUCAGAGGCUGAUCUGUCUAAAAUGGGAUUGAUGCUUACUUUGACUGAUGGGUUUAUUAUGCAAACCUUAAGUUUUUAUAAUGUAAAACAUUUACUAUAUACCCAUCAAUCAUGCAGAGGUGCUUCCUUUCCCUUGCUUUACUACAUUAGAGCUUAACUAUGCAAUAGAAUGUCUUAGGUGGUUCCUUGCAAUUGAUGUUUCAUAGAUGCAUACAUGUACAUGUAGCUCCUCUACUUUUGUGUCUACGAUUAUAGUGCUAUACCAUUUCCAGCACUGAUGAAAAACUAAUCACUAUACAAAAAUAUAUACUUUUAAAAAUCAAAAAAAGGUUAUUGAAAAACUAAUCACUAUACAAUACUAUAUAUUGACAUAAUUUAUCAAGUUGAGGUCAUUUUACAAAUAGUCUAUAAAUUUGAUAACCUCGUAUAUACCUUCAAUGACCCCAAGGCAGUUGCACAUGCUCCCACUUAAUGCAUGAAAGUAAAAUAUUAAAAAUCUAGACUACAUUACAUAAUGGGCUACAGAAGACCAGU